This is a messenger RNA of Uloborus diversus, 1374 nucleotides long. Its product is annotated as ankyrin repeat and protein kinase domain-containing protein 1-like. Lineage: Eukaryota; Metazoa; Arthropoda; Arachnida; Araneae; Uloboridae. The transcript is spliced from 7 exons. Gene Ontology annotation, cellular component: chromatin; nucleus. The coding region runs from base 1 to 1374 and encodes 457 amino acids. Gene Ontology annotation, biological process: regulation of DNA-templated transcription. Gene Ontology annotation, molecular function: DNA binding; protein binding. The record is from RefSeq and is a predicted model, not a curated record.
AUGGAUAUGCACCCUGAGAGUGAUGAGCCUAGGGCUACAAGGGGACCAGGAAGGCCUAAGGCUGCAGCCAAGGAACCAAAAAAGGCAAGCGGUACUUCAUCUGGAUCUUCUGGAAAGCGUAGACGUGGAAGACCUAGGAAAGUUGACACUGACAAACCUGAGGCUACAAGGGGACCAGGAAGGCCUAAGGGUGCAGCCAGUAAAGCAAAAAAGGCAAGCAGUAGUUCAUCCGCCUCUUCUGGAAAGCGCAGACGUGGAAGACCUAGGAAAAGCGAAGCUGCCAGUGGAACGAAUUCUAAGCCGCUAGUGACCUGUGCAUUGUCCGAGUCUCCUUCAGCAAAUUCUGGACAAGAAUCCAUGAAUUGCCCUGAAAUCAAGAGACCCGCGCCCGGAGUCUCCGCGUCGGAAACGGACGAGUGUGGGAGGACCGCGUUGCACCGGGCGGCAGAGGACGGAGACCUGGAGAAGAUUAAAGAGCUGCUGGACAGAGGAUGGGACACGAGGGCAAGGGACGGAAGGGGACGGACGCCCCUCCACUCGGCCCUGGGCAAGGAGAAGGAGGCCGCGGCGGAGCUCUUGGCGGACGCGGACUGCAUCAUCGACGUCCAAGAUGAGGAUGAAUAUGUCCCUCUGCAAUUGGCUGCAAUGAAAGGAUUCGUGGGAGUCAUCCGGAGACUGCUCGCCGCCGGAGCGGACACGCGUUCUGGAAGUGGAGGAUACACGCCCCUACACUUUGCUCUCGACUUUAAGCGGAAGGCUGCCGCGGAGCUCCUGCUCGAUGCGGACUGCAUCACGGACAUCGCAAACGCCGAGGGCCGCACUCCUCUGCAUCUCGCCGCCGGGGCGGGAUUCGUGGGCGCCGUCCGGAAACUGCUCGCCGCCGGAGCGGACACGCGCGCGGAAGAUGAGGUCAGGCGGACGCCCCUCCACUAUGCCAUGUGCGAAGAUACGGAGGCUGCGGCGGAGCUCCUGGCGGGAGCCGACGGCGAGAUCGACCACCCUGACGAAGAAAAGGACACUCCCCUGCUUCUCGCUGCGGGAUGCGGAUUCACUGGGGUUGUGAGGAAACUUCUGUGGAGUGGCGCUCGUCCGGACCGGAACGAUGAGGGAUGGGGUCCCCUGAAUGAGGCUUUAUUUCAUCGACGAGAUGAUGCAGCGAAAGCGAUCCUCGCCUGGUGUGCCUUGAGGGGCGUCGCCCUGAACUGGGGGAAUUGCCUCGAGGAAGACAUUGAGAGCUGCAUCGAGUUCCUCCCCCGAUGCGAGGCGGAGGUCCGGCGGAUGAAGGACGCCCGUGUCGCCCCCGGAUCGCGGUGGUCCUACUUGUUAUGUACAGAAUAUCAAACGCCAUUAGCGAAGAUAUCUGACAUAUUCUAA